AUGGGAACUGCCAUCAACUCCCGCGAGAGAGAGGGGCCAAUCCUCUCGGUUGCCCCAAUGCUUGCGGUGACAAAUACGCACUUCAGAAGUUUUAUGCGGUGCUUCACGAAGGAGGCACAGCUAUGGACUGAAAUGGUCACCGAUGGUGCAAUUUUGCACAACUUGGAUGGGCUGCAACAGAAUCUUGGUCUGCGAGAUGUCGAGCAUCCGAUCGUCUGCCAACUGGGAGGUUCAGAUCCACGCGCGUUGGCCGAAGCUGGAAGACAUGUUGAGCAGCUAGGAUUUGAUGAAAUUAACUUGAAUGUUGGUUGCCCGAGCAACCGCGUUGUUAGUCAAGGCUGUUUCGGCGCUGCAUUGAUGAAAACGCCGGAGCUUGUUCGAGAUAUCGUUCACGAAAUUGGAAGGCAAGUACAAAUUCCCGUUACAGUGAAGACACGCAUUGGGUACGACUCCUGUGACUCCCGUGAUUUUCUGAGAAACUUCGUUGAGACAGUCGCUGCGGGCGGUUGCCGACAUUUCGUUGUCCAUGCUCGAAAAGCGUGGCUGAAGGGAGUUGAUCCAAAAAAAAACCGCUCCGUUCCGCCGCUUCUUUACGGACGGGUGUAUGACCUUUGUGACCGCUUUCCGGAGUUGGAUUUCUCCCUAAAUGGGGGCGUCACAUCAAUUGAACAAGCUCUUGAUCUUACAGCGGGGAGAUGGUCGGACGGCACGGCCGAGAUGGACGCGAUUCUGCGGCGGAUAACCAAGGACGGAGCGGUGAAGCCGCUGAAAGGGGUGAUGAUAGGGCGUGCUGCAAGCAAUGACCCGUGCAUCCUUGCGAGCGUCGACACGGAUUUUUACGGUACCAAUGUCAAUCCGCCGACCACAGGCUGUCGUCGAGCAAUUCUAGACGCGUACAGAGAAUACCUUAUCCAAUGCACCGACGAUGGAGGUCAUAGUCUGUUUUCUCUGCUGAAACCGGUGCUAGGCGUGCUAAAUGGAAUGCCUGGACACAGGCUGUUCCGGUUCACGUUAGAUCAUUUGAUGAGAGACAAAACUCGCGAGUGGACUGCGGAAGAGGUCCUCUCGCAUAGCAUGACGGUGAUCGAGGAAGCGUUCCCAGGCGUCCUCGAAUAUCCUCUUCGGCGCCCCAAACAAUGCCGGUACGAGGAGAUCGCGACCAAAAAAGCGGAGGUGACGGAGACGGCGGAUCUUGACCAUGCCACAAAUUCUUCAUCACCCCAAGGUGGUACAACCGUCGCCACAUCGGUAAUUGUGUGA
Molecule: messenger RNA, 1260 nt
Organism: Besnoitia besnoiti
Lineage: Eukaryota; Apicomplexa; Conoidasida; Eucoccidiorida; Sarcocystidae
Product: putative dihydrouridine synthase
Exons: 11
Coding region: 1-1260 (419 amino acids)
Biological process (GO): tRNA dihydrouridine synthesis
Molecular function (GO): flavin adenine dinucleotide binding; tRNA dihydrouridine synthase activity
Source: RefSeq, a predicted model, not a curated record